Adineta steineri is the source of this 306-nucleotide messenger RNA. Lineage: Eukaryota; Metazoa; Rotifera; Eurotatoria; Adinetida; Adinetidae. The record is from the annotation of a GenBank genome assembly.
AUGACACAUACGUUGGUAGCUGAUAGUCAUAGUUCAGAUGCUCAGUCACCUUCAAAUUCACAAGUAUUCAAACAGCUACAACUUAACUAUUUAAUUGGUUACGCACUUGCCGCAGCUGGUAACAAUUUACAAAGUUCCUAUCGAUAUGCUAUUUUCGAUUCAUAUGGUCUUAGACGAACAACAAUUGAACGAAUUUUUCUUUGUGCUCAUAUUUCAACUUUAACGCUUGGUACACUUAUUUCAUCACUUGCUGAUAAAUAACUGGCACUUGAUUAUCGUAGUUUUUGUUCUUAUGGUUCAGACUAA